UAGCUUCAAUGACCCACAAGGUCAUAUCGUCGAACAAAAAGAGCCCUUUAUUAGAAUUUUUGUGGACGUGUCUUAAGUUCAAGUUUAAUCAACAGUACCAGUAGUGUUUAUAUACACCCUACUUCACUCACUCAUCGGUUGCUGUUUGAUCGGUUGUGGGAGGAGAAACAAAUCAGUACGCUGAAGAAACGAAAUCGAACGCUUAUUUCGUACGACUUUGACAUGAUGAGCGGAACUAAGGACAAGGGAGAACUGUUGAUUAUAGCUAAUUUGGCUGAGCAGUCAGAAAGAUAUGAUGAUAUGCUGGAAGCUAUGAAAAGCAUAGUGGUAAUGUCUAAAGUUCUGGAGACAGAGGAGCGAAAUAUGCUGUCUGUGGCCUACAAAAACGUUAUCGGUGCCAGACGUGCAGCAUGGAGAAUAUUCAGUGGCCUGGAGGUGAAACACGAAGGGGACGCUAAGAGCAAAAAAACUGUGACAGAAUACAGGGAGAAGGUAGAAAAGGAGAUACAAGAAAUAUCCUCCGGAAUUUUGAAACUUUUAGAUGAUCAUCUUAUACCGAAUGCUGACACAGAAGAGUCUAAAGUAUUUUUCUAUAAAAUGAAGGGCGAUUACUACCGAUACCUCACGGAGAUUUUACAAGGCGAUGAACGUAAGGCCCCAUCAAACCAAGCGUUGGAGGCCUACAAAGCUGCAGAUGAAGCUGCCUCCAGGCUGCAGUCCACGCACCCCAUCCGACUGGGCUUGGCACUAAACUUCUCCGUGUUCUACUAUGAGAUACUCGAUUCCCCAGAUGCUGCCUGUAAACUGGCGAAGGCAGCGUUUGAUGAGGCUGUGAAGGAUCUGGACCCGUCCGGAAACGAAAGCCAAUACAAAGAGAGCACUUUGAUUAUGCAGCUUCUGAGAGAUAAUUUGACACUAUGGACUUCGGAAAUGCAGGAGGAAGGUGUAGAAGACGACUGAGUCAGCCAUAUCUAUUAUCAACAUUGAAAAAACUGACCUUGUCUUAAGGAAAAUUAAUCUAGCUGGACGAUAACUGAAACACUUAUCAUAGAAAGAAUAUUUUAUUUCUAAACCUCUGACUUACCAGAAUUUAGCGUUCUAUAAAUGAAGGAAAGUUGUUGGGAGGUUGGAAAGCUUCUAACAAAAUGGAAAAACAUGACACAAAUUUAAACAACAGUACUGUCAACAGUGACACCCUUAAUUAUAGGCUAUAAUUAGGGGGGUUUUAGCUCAAGAAGGGCCAACUAUAUCUUUCCAUCCACCUUAUGCUUUUGAAUGCAAGAAUUUUGUUCUUUCGCAAUUUUACCGGUACGCUCUAAUACACGCCUCACUUUUCGGUUCCAAGCCGUCACCUGGAACACUAGAAAACAGCCUCUUUCCAAGGAUUUACUGGUAAUUUCACUGUCUGCAGUAAGAAGAAAGGGAAUGAAACUGUGUAUGAUUACAGGGAUAUGUCUUUGCUCAAAAAUACGUCAAUUUUUUCUUCGUUUAGCAAAUCAGCGAUACUCUGAGCAGUACGUCAUGCAAGCAAGUAAUUCAAUAAAAUUAUCGUCCCCCCCCCAGCCAAGAAGACCUGCAAUAUGGGGACCGGUCAUCAUUUAUCGCCGAAGGGGGUAGGGGUCAGAGGAUUUUGGUUGUGUCACGAUAAAAACUGUUGGCGACGACUAGUACCCCUUCCGUUCCCCUUUAAAACCAUGUGAUCCUCCCAACCCCCCCCCCUCCCCCCCCAAAACCCGGCAAUAAAUAACGGCUGAUCCCUAAUGACAAUAACUUGAGAAGAAAUUUACUAAAAUCUGUAGUCUGAUAAACGCCUUUUAGUCCUCUCAAUUUAUAUUUUUGUAGUAAAGCCACAGAGUUUCAAAAAGAAGACAACUUGUCUUUUUUGAAAUAUUUUUGGGAGUUAGCAAGCGCCAAACGUAGACAGUUAUGAAUCGCUCAUAGCCUCCUGUCAGAGAAUAUCAUUAAUGCAAUUAGCUUUGCAAAUUUAAACUUGAGAGCUGGUACUUUAGUGUAAAUAAACACCUGAAAACUUCA
Messenger RNA from Pocillopora verrucosa, 2034 nucleotides. RefSeq names its product 14-3-3 protein epsilon-like. The record is from RefSeq and is a predicted model, not a curated record. Gene Ontology annotation, biological process: signal transduction; intracellular protein localization. NCBI's taxonomy places the organism in Eukaryota, Metazoa, Cnidaria, Anthozoa, Scleractinia, Pocilloporidae. Gene Ontology annotation, cellular component: cytoplasm.